GAAAUAAGGGUUCUAGGAUAGGGAGAAGUUAUUUGCCGGCAAAAUGCUAUCGGCUCCUACUACUGCUUGGAGGAUCUGUGCUUGCCCUCUCCGACGAUGCCGUGAUCUUCGCCCGCGGCGGGAAAAAUCGAGCUGGAGAAUCUUGCGCGCUUCUAGGGAUGGGAAUGUGGGCAGUGUUCCAUUUCCAUCGGAUUACAUUGAGAUGGUCAAACAGGCACAAGACGCUUGUCAGGCUGCUCUUGACGACUCCAAGAAACUUCUGGAAGUUGAAGUUCCACCGGCUGGACUCAACACCGUUUCAGGAGACGAAGAGGGUGGUAUUGAGAUGAACAUAAGCAUGGAAAUUGUCCAGAAAUUCUGUGCUGGGAUGUUCACCGGGGAGAAGGCUCCACGGACUCGAGUGUUUUUCCCGGAGCUGGCCGAGAUGAACAUAGCCAAGAGCGGCGUGUUUGAUGGAAGCAUGUUUAAGCUGGACUACUUGACGAAACCAUCGCCGUGGGAUGAUAUUGGACUCGGAAAGAAGGUGAAAAUGUCCGAGCGCGCAAGACCAACAGAUGCAACGUUUGUUGUGGCGUAUCCAUUCUUCAACCCCAAUGAAAUGCUUGCGGUUGAAGAGCUCUACAGAGACUCUGCGAAGGAAAGUGGAUGCCCGAUAAUAGUUAUCAACGGAGAUCUGGACAAAAUCCGAAAUGGAUAUUAUCCGCCGUUUUUCUAUCCGAAACUAGGGGCUCUCGCCAAGACUUUCCUUCCAGACUUCGAGACUGUUUAUUACAUACACAACUUCAAGGGACGAUUUGCAGGGACGCUAUUCAGAGCUUAUCCCGGGCCUUGGCAAGUUCUCAGAUCCGUAGAGGGAGAAAUGGUUUGCAUUCACUCGCAGGAAACCAUGCCUUCUCUGAAAACAGUCGCGCUCGAGAUACUGCCGUUCCAAUAUGGAGUAUCCGAACGUGUGUGACAGAUGUGUAUAUUGACGAGAGGGCGAUUUGAUAGCUUCCCUUUCGUGCUAUGGAAGGCCUUUACAAGGAAAUUAUCAGCAUUGGCCUCGAAGCCGUGCAAGAUCUUCCCGCUGGGAACAAAAAUGCUGACGAUUCGCCCUGAGAAUUCGGGAAAGCCCUCGUACUAAGCAUCAUGAGGCACGAUGAAUACAAGCAAGCGAGAACUACUCCGACCAACGGACGACGAAGUUUUUGAAAGCCUAACUUACAACUCGGUUCAACACUGUUAAACAAUUCGAAGAAGAGGUCACGAAGAACAAAGAGAAAUAAUCGGUCUGCAAACAUUUGAUCCAAGUCACAGUCUCCAGUGAUGGUGAUGUUGAUAAUUUCAAUCCGCUAGUGCGACACGUUUCAUUUGCUCCAGGUAAGAUGGCCUGAAUUAAACGUUAAAUUAAUGAUUAAGAUAGUAAUUUUAA
Selaginella moellendorffii is the source of this 1411-nucleotide messenger RNA. RefSeq names its product protein LOW PSII ACCUMULATION 3, chloroplastic. The transcript is spliced from 9 exons. The record is from RefSeq and is a predicted model, not a curated record. NCBI's taxonomy places the organism in Eukaryota, Viridiplantae, Streptophyta, Lycopodiopsida, Selaginellales, Selaginellaceae. Bases 44 to 955 code for a protein of 303 amino acids.